Lolium perenne is the source of this 1928-nucleotide messenger RNA. RefSeq names its product probable pectate lyase 5. Gene Ontology annotation, molecular function: pectate lyase activity. NCBI's taxonomy places the organism in Eukaryota, Viridiplantae, Streptophyta, Magnoliopsida, Poales, Poaceae. The record is from RefSeq and is a predicted model, not a curated record.
ACAUUCUCCUCAACCCUCCCGUGUGCAUCAUUUGACAAGCAAGGAAGAAAUCUCUCCCAGGAGAUUCCAAAUCACAUCCCCUCUCCCACUCUCCCCUCCCCUCCCUUCCCCAUUCACACCACUCCUACACUUCCCCCUUGGCCAUUGCCGUCCCAAACCCGAGCUCCAAAUGUCAAGAACUUGGGCGUCCCCGACUCCGUCGGCCCGCUCGCUCUGCCGCGUGCUGCCAUUCUCCCGCAUUGCUAUAAAAUCCACCGCAUCGACACUCUGACACCUCCCGUCCAGCGAAGAAACCAUGGCCGGAGCCCCCAAAUCCAGCCGCAUUAUGUUCCUCCUCCCCCUCCUGCUGCUCGGGGCCACGGCCUCUCCCCUCCCUCUGCUCAACUCCUCCGUGGCCAACCCCGACGCCGUCGUCGCCGACUUCCACAGGGAGGUUGCGAGGUCGCGGCGGCGGAUGCAGGAGGCAGGCGGCGGGUGCAUGACGGGUAACCCAAUCGACGACUGCUGGCGGUGCGCGGGGACAAACUGGUGGGAGGACCGCCAGCGUCUAGCGGACUGCGGCAUCGGGUUCGGGCGCAACGCGCUGGGCGGCAAGGGCGGGCCGUACUACGUGGUGACGGACCCGUCGGACCGGGACCCGGUGAACCCGUCGCCGGGGACGCUCCGUCACGCCGCGAUCCAGGAAGGCCCGCUCUGGAUCACGUUCGCCCGCGACAUGACCAUCCGGCUGAACGAGGAGCUGCUGGUGAACAGCUACAAGACGCUGGACGGGCGCGGCGCGAGCGUGCACGUCGCCGGCGGCGCGUGCAUCACGCUGCAGUACGUGUCCAACGUGAUCAUCCACAACCUGCACGUGCACGACUGCGUGCCGGCCGGGAACGCGAACGUGCGGUCGUCGCCGACGCACGCCGGGUGGCGGACGCGGUCGGACGGCGACGGCAUCUCGCUGUUCUCGGCGCGGGAGGUGUGGGUGGACCACUGCGCGCUGUGGCGGUGCGCGGACGGGCUGGUGGACGCCAUCAUGGGCACGACGGCGGUGACGGUGUCCAACAGCUACUUCGCCCACCACGACGAGGUGAUGCUGCUGGGGCACAGCGACGGGUACGCGCCGGACUCCGGGAUGCAGGUCACGGUGGCGUUCAACCACUUCGGCCUCGGGCUGGUCCAGCGGAUGCCGCGAUGCCGGAGGGGCUACUUCCACAUCGUCAACAACGACUACACGGCGUGGCAGAUGUACGCCAUCGGCGGCAGCGCCUCGCCCACCAUCAACAGCCAGGGGAACCGAUACAUCGCCCCCGCCAACCCAAACGCCAAGGAGGUGACGAAACGUGUGGACACAGAGGAGGGGCAGUGGGACGGGUGGAACUGGCGGUCGGAGGGGGACAUGAUGGUGAAUGGCGCCUUCUUCGUCCCGUCCGGCGAAGGCCUGGAGGCCAUCUACGACAAGGCCUCCAGCGUCGACCCAAAGUCGGCGGCGCUCGUCGACCAGCUCACCAUGGGCGCCGGCGUCCUCGGCGGACCCAGGGACAACGGCGAAGCGGCCGCGUACGCCGGGCUCAACUAUGCCGGAUCGGCUACGGGCGGUGGAGGCGCCGGAGGCGGAGGCAACGGGUACGGCUACCUGGGGAUGGUCUACGGCAGCAGCGGCGAUUGGAGCUGCCGAUCAUGCUCGAUGCUGCGGUUGACUACUUUGGUUCUUGCUCUGAUAUGCUUGCACCCACUGUAAAACUUGAUUCAGAUUAUCAUGAUUCAGUAGGGAAAGGUAGGAAAAGGAGGAGAAAAGUAGCGGAAAGUUGACAUUAGGGAGAUAGGAAGCAGCAGUAGAUAUACCCCAUGCCCAUGUACCAGCACAUGGGAAUGGGUGAGGAAAUAUUCAAGCUAGUGUCAGUGUGGCUGUUACGAAUGAGAAUAGAUGAUUCACUGAUUCA